Messenger RNA from Lolium perenne, 2026 nucleotides. RefSeq names its product beta-ketoacyl-[acyl-carrier-protein] synthase III, chloroplastic. Gene Ontology annotation, cellular component: chloroplast. The record is from RefSeq and is a predicted model, not a curated record. Gene Ontology annotation, biological process: fatty acid biosynthetic process. Gene Ontology annotation, molecular function: 3-oxoacyl-[acyl-carrier-protein] synthase activity. Lineage: Eukaryota; Viridiplantae; Streptophyta; Magnoliopsida; Poales; Poaceae.
AGUCACCCAGCACAAUAGCACAUCGCCUUCCCUUAAAAAACCUCCUCCACCUCCGGGCGGAGCUUUCGAAGCUCCCUCCUCCCCCCUACGGCCCCACCCCCCUCGCAACCAUCACCACCGCCCACCGUUCCCACCGCCGCCGCCUCCUCUAUAUCCCACCGCCCACCACCCCCCGCAUGCCACACUCGCCCCCGCCGCCGCCGCCUCUACAUCCCCGCCCUCCUUCUCCCCGCAGCUGAUUGAUUGUCUCCUCCUCACUCCUCCCAACUGGGGGCCGCCGCCGCCGCCGCGAGAUCUCCGGCUGCCCGCGCCAUGGUCGCCGCCUCCGGCAUCGCGCCGCCGCGGGCCGCCGCCGCCCUCCCCGCCGCGCGGGCGCGCGCCGCGCACCGGCUCGGCUUCCUCCGAUCCCACUCGCAGCUGCCGGCGGCGGUGGCCGCCAAGCUCCGGUGCUGCGCUUCUGCCACUGACGACGGCGUCGUCGAGACGGCUGCCACCAAGCCCCGCCCCCCGAGGGUGGCCGGUAUGGGUUCAAAGCUCGUUGGAUGCGGCUCGGCCGUUCCAUCGCUUACCAUCUCGAAUGACGACCUCUCAAAAGUGGUUGAAACGUCAGAUGAGUGGAUCGCAACGCGGACCGGGAUUCGGAGCAGGCGAGUUCUUUCAGGAGAUGAAACACUGGGAGGGCUUGCAGUUCUAGCAGCACAAAGGGCUCUUGAGAUGGCUCAAGUAAGACCUGAAGAUGUCGACCUUGUUCUGUUCUGCACAUCUACUCCAGAUGAUCUAUUCGGAGCUGCUGGUCAGGUGCUGGCGGAGCUGGGGUGCAGCACAAAGACACUUGGCUUUGAUAUCACCGCUGCCUGUAGCGGAUUCAUUGUUGGUUUGAUUACAGCUACUCAGUUUAUCAAAGGUGGUGGUAAUUAUCAGAAUGUCCUAGUAGUUGGUGCAGAUGCUCUUUCACAAUAUGUGGACUGGACAGACAGAGGUACAUGCAUCCUCUUUGGUGAUGCUGCUGGUGCUGUUUUGGUCCAGGCAUGCAGUCCUGAAGAAGAUGGCUUGCUAGGUUUUUGUGCUCAAAGCGAUGGCAACGGGCAAAAGCACUUGCAUUGCUCAGGCUCGAACGCUGAGUCAAUCUUGUCCAAGACCAAUGGCGUCCCUGGUUUCCCACCAAAGAAGGGGACUUUCUCGUGCAUUGAAAUGAACGGAAAAGAAGUUUUUCGCUUUGCUGUACGUUGUGUGCCACAGUCCAUUGAGAAGGCACUAGAAGAGGCUGGCCUACCUGCCUCCAGUAUUGAUUGGCUGUUGCUUCACCAAGCUAACCAGCGGAUUAUCGAUGCUGCUGCUACUCGGUUAUCAAUCCCAUCAGAAAAGGUUAUUUCAAAUCUUGCUAAUUACGGCAACUCCAGUGCGGCAUCAAUUCCAUUAGCAUUGGAUGAGGCUGUUCGUGGCGGGAAGGUGAAGAAGGGUGAUAUUAUUGCGGCAUCGGGUUUUGGUGCUGGACUUACCUGGGGUUCUGCUAUUGUCAAAUGGGGCUAACUGUUUUUGCGCGACGAACAAUCACAACAAAUCAAACACCUGUUCCGAAGCUUUUGCCUGUAUGGCUCUAGGUUUUAAGCCUUUACAGGGUGAUUUACCCUUUCACUGCCUGGUAUAUUUUCUUUUAUACUGUUCUUGCGCAUGAACACAGUGGCACUUUGCCUUAUUCAUCUAUUCCUUUGGCAGUUUGGUCCGUUGCACAGCUUGGUUGUCAUUGCGGUUAUUGGUUAGCUGUGAGUUUGUAUAACUACUACUAGUUCUCUGUAGUAGUAGUAGUGGUGUGCGGGAGCAUUUUGCAUGUUGGAUGAGGAAUUGAAAGGAGAUUAUUACAUUGUAAAGUGGUAAUGGGCCUCCUUAGCAAGGUUUUCUCUGGCAUUUCCAUUGAACUGUGGUCCAUGUUAUGGCAUUUCAUAAAUAAACAUGUACUACAAGGACUAAGAUAUACUAUGAUUUGUUAUAUGCUGAGCAAAGCUGGUAAAGAGUUCUUUUUGUUUAA